Cooperia oncophora is the source of this 654-nucleotide messenger RNA. The record is from the annotation of a GenBank genome assembly. NCBI's taxonomy places the organism in Eukaryota, Metazoa, Nematoda, Chromadorea, Rhabditida, Trichostrongylidae.
GACUGCUCAAACAACGACAACUGCGGUGUGAACGGGCUUUGUGAGACGUCACCCAUCGAUGGCGCUAAGCAAUGCUUUUGCGCAGGUGGACGUUAUGGAGAUCAGUGCGAGAAAGAAAGCCCAGCUAUCAAGUACAGCUCUGAGUUUGACGAAUCACUCUACAAUAUGAAAGAAGUGGAAAAUAACAAAAUAUUCUGGCGAAUUCUCAACGACGAAAUCGAAGUGGUUCUACGGUAUCCCGGCGAGUCAUGGGCGGCUAUUGGAUGGAAGCCACAGGAUGCACAAUCUACAGUAUCGACAAGUACCCAUACCCUGCACAAGGUCGAGAUAAAGCCACCCGAAGCGCGUCCCGUAACGAUCGAACUACUGCGACUACUGAACUCGGAAUCACGACAGGCGCGUCUACUCCACUACCGCUCCAGCUACGCGUCCUUCCAGGACAACCAUCACUACCAACCACUGCCAUUUCAUCUAAUGAGACGCAGCGAAGACUGCGGCCCAAAUGAGCAAUGGUCAUCAUGUCCCGAAAUGUCACGGGAUUGCGAACCUUCGUGUGAUUGGACACGAUUCCCGGAGACCAUUCCAAAUAAUUGUCCACGAUUCGUGUGGGAGUGGCCCGAUGUGAUCCUGACAAGGAAGGCUUUGUGCGAAUGA